Molecule: messenger RNA, 938 nt
Organism: Exaiptasia diaphana
Lineage: Eukaryota; Metazoa; Cnidaria; Anthozoa; Actiniaria; Aiptasiidae
Product: sodium-coupled neutral amino acid transporter 9-like
Biological process (GO): amino acid transmembrane transport
Molecular function (GO): amino acid transmembrane transporter activity
Source: RefSeq, a predicted model, not a curated record
AAUUAUUUAUUUAAUUUUUCCUCAUCCAUUCAUUUACUCAUUAACUUUUCUUCCCAAAUUUCUUUCAGGUACUAUUGCUGCUUUCUAUAUCAUCACAUUCGUCGGAGUAAAAGCAUCAAUUUGGGGGAUCAAUAUGGRCUUCUCUGGUGAUUUCCGAAUACCAGAAUUCAACACCCAGUUUCCUGCUUUGACUGGAGGCUUGACCUUGGGUUAUUUUGUUCACAAUUUUGUGUUGUCCAUCUUGCAUAAUCAAAAAAAUCCUAAAAAUAAUUCACGUGACGUCAGUAUAGCUUAUGUUUUGGUGGUGUUUACCUAUAUCUUUGUUGGUGGAGUGUUUUAUGCAGCCUUUCCCAUUAAGAAAUCAUGUAUAAGUCAGGUUUUCCUGGAUAAUCUGCCAUCCAGUGAUUUCAUGGCAUUUGGUGCUCGUAUUGGUCUGUUCUUUCAGCUGCUCACCGUGUUUCCUCUCAUCGUUUAUAUUGUCAGAGUGCAGUGUAUGGUGUACAUCUUUGGGAAGUCAUAUCCUGGACCAUUUCACGUUCUUGGUUUGAAUGUUGUUAUUAUCGCUUGCUGUGUUGCUUGUGCCUGUUUUUAUCCCCAUGUUGGCACUAUUAUAAGGUAUGUUGGAGCUCUCAGUGGACUGGCCUACAUAUUUGCCUUACCGUGUCUGGUAUAUUUAUAUGACAAGAAGAAAGAACAAGGAAGUCUCUCAUGGUGGUGCAUUAUCGUACAUUCAUUCAUUGUGCUACUUGGUGUACUGAAUUUAAUUGCACAAUUCCUGAUAUCCUAAUUCUUUAGACAUUGUCUUUACAUUGACUAUAGGGAUGGGAUUUUCUCUGGGAACUGAUUUUACUGAGGAAAUAUGUUGUUGAACCUCUAUAAAGCGGUCACCUUGGGGAAAAGACCAGGUGACCGUUUAAAAGAGGUCAUGUUUGCAGUAA